This is a messenger RNA of Penicillium cataractarum, 2172 nucleotides long. RefSeq lists its product as uncharacterized. NCBI's taxonomy places the organism in Eukaryota, Fungi, Ascomycota, Eurotiomycetes, Eurotiales, Aspergillaceae. Bases 1 to 2172 code for a protein of 723 amino acids. The transcript has a single exon. Gene Ontology annotation, molecular function: nucleic acid binding; zinc ion binding. The record is from RefSeq and is a predicted model, not a curated record.
AUGUUGCGCGCGUCAAAGGGCGUUGGGCCGGUCCCGUCAGGGGCCUCCGGCGGCCCAUUGAAAAAUUCGCCAACGAACAGAGAGCGCGUACUGAACGCCAACCACACUGCACACGACCUUCUGAAAGAGCUUGGAAGGGGUCAAAACGCUGCAAAACCAGCUCCUAAGGUCGUCAACUUCCUCCGCCAGGUGGAAGACCUGACGAAGGACCUCCUGUCGACGCCCCUGACCGAUUGGCAGCAGGAGCUCGAAGCGCUGCGCAGGGAUCUCAAGCAAGAGAUCCAGGCUGUCAAAGCAGCAGUAGAACCGCCAGUGAGGCAGACGGUUCGAUCAUUCGCAGAUAUGGUCCGCACAAUGCCUGCGCCAGCGCACUAUCUCUCCUCGAGCAGCUCCUCGAGCUCGCCAACGCGCCCAUCGGAGGUAGCACGUGACCGCGAAGUGGUAGUCUGUCUAGGCGACCGCUCGCAGGUUAGUGUGUUCCGCCGUCUAACGAGUGCUGAGCUCACCAAGCGGGCAAACCAGGCUAGGGCGAAAGCAGCCAGAACCACAGGCACGCCGGCCCUCGCAUCGGUCAAAAUCAUCGCAUCGCGCCAGCUGAAAUCAGGCGAUCUCCGAUUCACCGUGUGCGAUGCCAAGGAAGCCGAAAUCAUGCGAAUCCACCGCGAUAAGUGGCCGAAAGGGCUCUGCAAGACGGCAUACGUGCAUAUGCCAACCUGGGGGAUUGUCGUCCACGAUGUCAACGUGCGCUCGCUCGGCAUCAAUAAGGCGUCAGAGGAUCUUACCGGCGUGCAAGAUAAGGUUAUUAAGGACCUGCUUGCGAGCAACGUGCAAAACUGGGGCGAAGGGGCAGAGAUUACCAAGAUCAGCUGGCUGCGUAUCCCAUCGGGGAAGAGUGGCUCGUUAAUAGUGGAGUUCACUUCUCCAGUGCCAGCUAACGUGGCGAUCGAUAAAGGGGUCCUCUGGGAUUGCGACAGCCUGAUAGCGGUCCUAUACGAUAGGGCGGCGCGUGUGCGGCAGUGCUUUAACUGUCAACAAUACGGACACAUAGGAACCACCUGUGCCAACGCCGUCAAAUGCGUGUAUUGUGCGGAGGGCCAUCAAUCUCGGGAUUGCCCGUCGAAGGAUACACGGGAGAACAAGUGUGCCAACUGCGAGGGCACACACGCUGCAUGGAGCACGGAAUGCGAGGCACGCCAACGUGAGGUUGAAAAGAUAGCGGAGCUAUCGAGAUAUCGGGGAAGAUACCACCAUAUUCCGGCUCCAUACAGCAUCAACCAGCCGCCGGCUACCUUACAUUCCUCCUCCGCCAGCUCGUGGGGGACACCGAGGGAUUCAUCGAGCGAAGAGCUCACUAGCGGCGUUGAGAGUAGCGGUCUCACGCCGGCCGCACGCCCUAGCAACGGGGGCAAGGGCACCGGCCCUACAACAGCAAGCCGAACGGGAACUGGCCUACAAGCUAGUCAGCAUACAACCAACACGACAGAUCAAUCAGUGACGACAGCGUCGUCAGGCAGAAAAAGAGGGAGACCGCGAAAGACACAGAAGGAGAAGGGUGCAUCCCGGUCAAUGGAUACGAACGAGGACGUGACCGAGCCAACGAGCGGUCAAACCCAAGAACAGUCGAUUAUUAUCGACCAACCGACAACCAGCGAAGAGCAGCCAACAUUCCACUUCUCGGCGGCACCAAGCACCUUUCAGUUCUCCGCCGGAAGCAGCUUCGCCCCACGGCAACUCGACAAUAUCGAGUUUCGACCAGAAGGACCGAGCUCGCAGGCUACCACCGGCAGCAGCGCGCAAUCCAAGGCCGAUAAAGCAAGGGCAAGAACGGCGAAAGCGAGGGAGGCGAGAGCAAGAAAGAUCGCUGAAAGAAAGAGCAGCAGUAACGACACUACCAACAAGUCACUAUGCGUCAUAAGCCUAGCCGAGACCGCUAGCCAGGAACGAAUUGAGUCGGAGCUUAGCUCAGAGCUUGAUGAGGUCAACAUGAGAGAUCUAGAACGUCAGCUUGAGAGCCACAAGGGUGAUCGGGACUAUCAACCAUCGUCACCACCAGCACAAGAAGGGCGUAGGAAGCGAAAGCAGCCUCACAGCGAGGAUCUAUCUCUCAACAUCCGCUCAGCCGGGAGACGCAGAAUGCACAGCAGGAAAUCUUCCCGAUCGAACCGCCAAUGA